Zonotrichia leucophrys gambelii is the source of this 1536-nucleotide messenger RNA. RefSeq names its product Fc receptor-like protein 2. NCBI's taxonomy places the organism in Eukaryota, Metazoa, Chordata, Aves, Passeriformes, Passerellidae. Gene Ontology annotation, molecular function: transmembrane signaling receptor activity. Gene Ontology annotation, biological process: cell surface receptor signaling pathway. Gene Ontology annotation, cellular component: plasma membrane. The record is from RefSeq and is a predicted model, not a curated record.
AUGGCUGGGAAGGUGGCGCUGCUCCUGUGGGCCCAAACCCUCAGCCUUGCUGGUGCCCAGACCACCCAGCUCCUGGUCGAGCCCUCCUGGAGGCCGGCAGUGCUGUGGGACCGGGUGACACUGACCUGCCAGGGCUCGGGGACUGCCAGUCCCACCACCUGGUACAAGGAGGAGCGGCACUUGUGGCAGGAGGGACAAGACCACCUCACUAUCACCGAAAGUGGCACCUACACAUGUGAGAGACCCAGCACCGGGCUCAGCCUCCCCAUGACAGUCUCAGACGGACCCCUCUGUCCCCCGGACUGGCUGGUGCUGCAGGUGCCAGCAUGGGCGCUGCUGGAGGGCAGCACAGUGACACUGUGCUGCCGGGGCUGGCAGAACAAACGGCUCACGCACGUGUACUUCUACCAUGACCAGAAGGAUCUGAAGGGGCCCCAUGACAGGACCGAGCUGUCCCUGUCCCCCCUGCAGCUGCACCACAGCGGCUGCUGCACCUGCAAAGGCUAUGAGGUGUCACACUGGAGUGAGUUGGAGCCUGUGACAGUGACAGUGCACAGGAUCGCACUCUCAGGGGUGCCCUGCAGCACAGCCCCCUGGGGACAGGUGGCACUCGGGGACAGCCUGGUGCUGAGCUGCGCAGUGGCUGCGGGGACAGGUCCCCUGUCCUUCUCUUGGAACCUGGAGGACUCAGGGGCACCGCUGGGCGCCGGCCCCCACCUGGAGCUGCAUCACGUUGGGGACAAUGACAGCGGCCAGUACUGGUGCUGGGUUAGCGACAGGGACAGCGUGGCUGAGAGUGACGCCCUGAAUGUCACCGUCCUGGUGCCCAUGGCCAAUGCCACCAUCACCCCUGGUCCCCUGUCACACCAGGUACACGCAGGUGACAAUGUAACCCUGUGCUGCUCGGUGCAGGUGGGCUCAGCCCCUGUCACCUUCACCUGGCUGCACAACGGGCAGGAGGUGGCCUGGGGUCCCCUCCUGGAGCUCAGGGACAUCGACGUGGGACAUUUGGGCACCUACCAGUGCGUGGCCACCAACCAGCUGGGACAGGACGGGCACCGCGUGUUCUGGGCACUCAGCCCUGAGCUGGCACUGGAGGUGACACCUGGCUCACCCUGGGUCACAGCAGUGGCUGUGAAUGUCGGCAGGACUCUCCUGUUCCUGCUCCUGCUCCUGGCUGUCAUCGGUGGCACUGCAGGGAAACCAGGAAUCUCCAGGACAGGAUCCCCCCUGGAGGAGGGGACCGUGCUCAACACCCACGCCAUGGGCACCGACUGGGCAGUGUCCCCCAGCCCUGCCCCACCUCGGGUUCCACAAGUCACCAACACAGAGCUGUCAGGACCCUAUGAGGGACAGGGGGACCCCUGUGACUACGAUGAUGUGCUAAUUCCCAGGGAUCGACCCCCAGCCUUGCUCAUCAUCGGCACCGAGGAAUUCCAGCGGAUCCAGGAGGAGGCUCAGCCUCCACAGCAGCUCACGGAUCGGCUGUGGAUCCUCAAAUCCCACAAGGAUGUGGCUUUUGUGGGCAUGUCCUGA